UAGACUGCGGACUCCGGACGGUGACGGUCGGGCCAUCACUACGCUUACGGCUGCGAGGGUGACCAUAUCGUGCGCCCGGAUCAUCGUCCUCCUCCGUGCUCAAAAUCCGACACGACACGGCCAGGGUUCCGGGUAUUCCAAUUUCCUUCUCCGGUGGUGUUUUUGUGUCCUUCUUCUUCUUUUCGCUGCUGGUACAGCGUGCGCCUGUGGCACACAUAUCUGUUGCUUGGCCACACAAGCGUGUGUUGUGCUGCAGUUUGCUCACCUCAUCGUGGCUACACACAUCCGCUGGCUUCUGCACGGGUAGCUUCUUGUGUGCAGGUCAGUAACAUCCAGUUCUUAGCCAUCAGCCAACAACAGCUCGCCAGCGAAUGGAAGGAUCACGCCUGGAAGGAAACGGAGUUUGAACAUUGCUGGUCGUGAAAUUGUGUGAGUGUGUGUGAGAGUUUGUGUUGUGCAACGGGAUCAUAAAACAUGCUCCACGCUUCGUUGCUACCCCAAAGCGCUUAGAACCAACAAAACGGGCAGGCUGUGGCUCUGGGACGAGCGAAAAUAGGUCACACAUGCCGUAGCCGUAUCAUCCACAGCGCAGCUUUCGAAGCUCCCGAAGUCGGUGCAGUGUUUUGGGAGGGAUACAUGAUCCUCAGCCGUAAUAUAAUUAACACAGCAUUGUUGUGGUGCAGCUGUGAAGAGAGCGAAAAAAACGAGAAUAAUUGUGAAUUGUACGAGUGUGUGUGGGUGUUUGUGUGCGGUGCAUUGUGUAAGGAAAGUUGUGUGCUCGGCGUGCAAUGCCGUUUGGCACGCAGUGAACGCGCAUUUCAGAACGCAAACGAACCAAUUUGACGCGUACCCCGCGAAGAACAGCUUCGUGUACGGUGCUUUCUUGAGUGGGUGGCUUUGCUCGCUGCUCUAUCUAGUAGCCAGCGUAUAAUCGCGCUUGCACUGUGUUUUAUGCCGCCUCGCUCGGGCUGGUGGCUUUGUGGUGGAAAACAUGAGCAGCAAUAGAUCGGCGCUGGUGCGGAGUCCGUGGCUCGAUCGUCAGUGCGAGCCCCAGUGUUGUCGCAUCGAGUGUAGCUCAGCACCGUCCAGCCCUAGCUGGGCGUAGAGGGAACGGGGCGGGAGCGAGGAGCCGUUGUUUUCCUCCGACAUUCCCUCCGGUGUGUGUGUGCUCGGAUCGUUGAACACUCGCGUGGCAACAGAUGUGCGACCGUGCGUCCCCGCGCCUGGUACCCUGAACGAAAAAGUGCCCUUUUGCUAGCCUCGUCCCCGGGAUGGAGCUGGGCGGCGAAGUGUUUACGAUGGGGCUGGCCCUCAAGCUGCAGAAGGUGCCACCGGGCUCCGGGAUGGCCGAUUUCACCGAGCUCCGACGGGAAAACUCCAACACUGCCACCUUCGCCAGCGACUGGGACAGCUAUCAGAGUCCGAAUGUAGCGGUAGGCAACGACACGGCCGGCCCGUUCGAGGAGUAUGAACUGUUCUACCGGCACUCCUACACGAUGACCGCCGUCUACUGUGUCGCGUACUUUAUCGUCUUCAUCGUCGGGCUGGUCGGGAACAGUUUCGUGAUCGCGGUCGUCUUUCGGGCACCGCGUAUGCGGACGGUUACGAACUUCUUCAUCGUGAACCUGGCGGUCGCGGACGUGCUGGUGAUAGUGUUCUGUCUGCCCGCAACCCUGAUGAGCAACAUCUUCGUGCCAUGGAUGCUCGGAUGGUUGAUGUGCAAAACGGUGCCGUACAUACAGGGAGUGUCCGUGGCAGCAUCCGUCUACAGCUUGAUAGCCGUUUCGCUGGAUCGCUUCCUUGCCAUCUGGUGGCCGCUGAAGCUGCAGAUCACGAAACGACGGGCUCGGUUUAUGAUCGUGUGCAUCUGGAUCAUUGCCCUGAGCUCCACCGUGCCGUGGGCGCUGUUUUUCGACCUCGUGCCGAUCAUCCCGGAAGCGCCCGACAUCAAGCUGUGCGUCGAGGUGUGGCCACCUGGGACGGACGGGGCGCUCUACUUUCUGCUCGCGAAUCUUGUUGCCUGUUAUCUGCUGCCGAUGACGCUUAUCACCAUCUGUUAUAUACUGAUCUGGAUCAAGGUCUGGCGCCGCUCCAUACCGGGCGACUCGAAGGACGCCCAGAUGGACCGGAUGCAGCAAAAGGCCAAAAUCAAAGUUGUUAAAAUGCUUGUUGUAGUUGUUAUACUGUUCGUUCUUUCCUGGUUACCUCUGUACGUUAUCUUCGCCCGCAUCAAGCUGGGCGGGGCGCUCGAGAGCAGCGAGGAGGAGCUGCUACAGAUCGCCACCCCGAUCGCCCAGUGGCUCGGUGCGUCCAACUCCUGCAUCAAUCCCAUCCUGUACGCGUUCUUCAACAAGAAGUACCGCAAGGGCUUCGCGGCCAUCAUACGAUCGCGCAAGUGCUGCGGACGGCUGCGAUACUACGAAACGGUAGCGAUCGCUUCCUCCUCGACCAGCACGCGCAAGUCCUCGCACUACCACAACAGCCAGAAACGGGCCGGCGGCAGUCCCUCGGUCAAGUCGGCGGACGUGGUGUCGUACAUCUACGAGGAGAAGGGUGGCCGGAAGCACCACGCCAUCUCGAAGCAGAACAGCGACCUGUCGCGGCACAUGCUGCUCAAGCAGGACAGCAGCAUAUCGCGGCAGUCGCUGCUGCUGAAGCAGGAUAGUGUUGCGUCACGAUCGGCGAUCCUGUACCGGCAGGACAGUGACAAUUCGCGCCAGAUGCUGCUGAAGCAGGACAGCAACAGCUCGCGGGACAUGCUGUCCAAGCAGUGCUCGGCCUCGGACUCGAUAUCGCGCCAGGACUCGCAGAUCUCGUACAUCGAGCCGCCGCGCAAGGGCAUCCUGUGCAAGCAGGACACGCAGAUCUCGUACAUCGAGCACGGCGGCCCGGUCGGCACGCUGGCGAACGGUGGCGGCCCGCCCGCCCCCAACAAGAAGUACUCCGCGUCGCUCUCCUCCCAGGACAGCGUGCUCUCGAUCAUCGAGCACAAGCGCCACAAGCUGGUGAAGCAGGACUCGAUCUUUUCCUUCAACGAGCCGAAAUCAGUGUACGAAAGUGCCACGCCGGCCCCGUUCAAGCGGCACCAGCUCGUGAAGCAGCACUCCGUCAUAUCGUUCGCGGAUCAGAAGCGGGGCGGCAGCCUGACCAAGCAGGACUCGGUCACCACCAUACACCGGGCGGGCAAUGGCGAAGGGCCCUACAUUUCCUCCAUCCUGAAGAAGACCGAUUCGCAGUGCAGCUCCGCGUCACCGGUGCGCAAAAAUAUUGGAUUUUUCGAAGGUUAGGAAAGGCGAGCGAGAGUGAGUGAGACAGAGAGCAAGUAAGCAAAUCAUUUGAAUCAAAUCGAGAGAACUGAAAACUUUUAAAAAGUGUGUGAGCAGUAUUUAAUGUUUUACCACAAAGCAAGGGAGGAAAUGGACCCCAUUUUAGUGGAGAAGUACCGAAGGUGGUUCCAGAACGUUUUGGCCGCCACAUCGUAUCCCUGACCUGAGCAAUCCCCUUACCUUGUUCCAUUAAUCCUUACUCCAGAGGUGGUUUUUUGAGAGGUACGUGAGGGUCUAAUAUGUGUCCAGUGUGAAUUGCUUUUUUUACUACAUUCUAACUUGUUCUCCUGCCAGAUUACAUGUUCAAAUUAGGGAAAAACAUAUUUCAAAACCAAAGUAGCAACAUUUCUCCCUUGUUUUCUUUUAUGACAAUUGAUGCUCUCUCGUAAUUUAUCAAAGGCUUUCCCCUUAAUUUCGUAUGACUUAUACACAUACUUUAUUUAAUUUAGGAUAGCUGGGUUGCUUCAAUGAGUUUUUAUUUAGCGACUUUUUCUAACAAUAUCGUCCAUUGUUCAACAAUUGUUUUAAAAAUGAUGCUAAAAAUGCAAUUCGAUCCAAAGCUAACAAAAUGAUAAGGGAAGGUAUGCAAGGACCGACACUGCGGGUAAGAUGGACACUUCUCAUAAAUGCAUGAAAAAGGUAAUUUUCGAAUAAAUGAAUAAUGCAGCACCCAAACUGAAAGUAAAACAACACUUUUUGAGAACAUUUUUGGCAUAAAAUAUUCAAAAUUGGUUAAAUCCACGAACAAACCAAAUUUUCAAUCGUGCGCACCCUUGUGAAUCUAAUUUGACUACUGCAGGUCUUAAGCUAUGUAGUUUGCAUUGUUUAUAUUUUCGGAAGUUUUAUUGCGUGAGUGAGAUGUCGUGGUUAUUAAGCACAAAACUGGUGAAAGAACGAUAAUGAAAGUAAUAAAAAAUCUUGUUUUCUGGUGGUUUAAACAUUCUGACGCCAAAGGCGGGAAGGACGGACACUCUGUCGAAGGGAAAGAUGGACACCGAAUUUGUUGAUUUAUUUUACUUCUUCAACCAAUUGGUGAUAAAUCUAUUUCAUCAAACACCUGUAAUAAGGUUAUUUCGAAGAUAUAAACCAUUCAGGCAACUAGAGAAAGUAUUGAAAUUAACGUGAAAUGAAACACCGGUAAAAAUAGCAGCCAUGCGUUAUGCUAUUACUCGGUCGACGCUGGUGAGCCACUUCACAACCUAAUAUCUUGCACCGACUUGGACAACUUUAAUCAUCAAAACAAAGGAGCACUGAUAUGAAAUCGUGCAGGAAUAGAUGGACUAUAGGAUUACAAGCAUCAAAAAGUUCAAUCGUCAAUGAACAAAAUGGCUUCCCCUAUUAGCAAGUCCCUAAAACAUGCUUUGGUCGCGGACUUUCUGCGGAGUAAUUUCCUAAAGGAAAGUUCUAGACUGUUGUUCUGUAAGCUAGUACAACUUUAGCUGUUAAUGCCCGAUAUUUCAAUAAUGCAUUAGGUUCUGCAUUAUUCGAGGAGUUCCUAAAUUCAUGGCUGAAUGAAACGCCGUUGCAUUUGGCCAAGAAUUGGUUUAUGUACGUACCAAGACGUAGAAAUCAAUGGGAUAUGUUAAAAUACUAUAAAUCUCUUCAAUGUCCAACGUUUUCUACAGGUGUCCAUCUUACCCAUAUCAAGUAUCCGUCUUUCCCGAAAAUUUCAAAACUGCACGAAAAUAAAAACACUUUUUUAUUUCAUGAAAAAAUCAUAUAAUGCGAUAG
This is a messenger RNA of Anopheles arabiensis, 5057 nucleotides long. Its product is annotated as neuropeptide SIFamide receptor-like. Gene Ontology annotation, biological process: G protein-coupled receptor signaling pathway. The coding region runs from base 1272 to 3287 and encodes 671 amino acids. Gene Ontology annotation, molecular function: neuropeptide Y receptor activity; peptide binding. Gene Ontology annotation, cellular component: membrane. The record is from RefSeq and is a predicted model, not a curated record. The transcript has 8 exons. Lineage: Eukaryota; Metazoa; Arthropoda; Insecta; Diptera; Culicidae.